Messenger RNA from Daldinia caldariorum, 1146 nucleotides. RefSeq lists its product as uncharacterized. The record is from RefSeq and is a predicted model, not a curated record. NCBI's taxonomy places the organism in Eukaryota, Fungi, Ascomycota, Sordariomycetes, Xylariales, Hypoxylaceae. The transcript has a single exon. The coding region runs from base 1 to 1146 and encodes 381 amino acids. Gene Ontology annotation, cellular component: U2-type post-spliceosomal complex; U5 snRNP; U4/U6 x U5 tri-snRNP complex. Gene Ontology annotation, biological process: RNA splicing; generation of catalytic spliceosome for second transesterification step.
AUGGAUUUCGCAUCCCUGAUGUCGAAAGAGCUCGCCAAGGCGACGGGAACGACGACAUCUUCAUCUCCCAGCGACCCUUCCGUCUCCUCCUCCAACAACAGCAACAACACAAGUAAUAAUAAUAAUAAUAGUAGUAGUAGUAGUAACAACAAGAAAUACAUACGCCGCGCCGAAGUCGAAGCCCAACGCGAAGCCGCGUACCGGGCCGAGCAAAAAGCCCUCGAGGAGAAGCGCGCGGCGAAAGCGGCGGAGAAGCGCAAGCGCGAGGAGGAGGCGGCCGAGGAGGCGCGGGCGCGGGAGGACAAGCGGCGGAAGCUCGAGGAGGAGACGCGGCGGCGGCGGGAGGAGCAGGCGGCGGAAGAAGAGCGGCGGCGACGGAAACGUCUCGGGCUGCCGGAGCUGCCGAAGGGCGAUGGCGGCAGCAACAGCAGCAGUCGGGAGGGAAGCGCGGGCGCAGAAGGCGAGGAGGACAUCCCGGAGGAGCAGCUGGUCGCGAAGCUGCGCGAGCUGGGCGAGCCCGCGACGCUGUUCGGCGAGACGCACCGCGUGAAGCUGCGGCGGUACCGGCGGCUGACGACGGUUGUGACGGCGGGGCCGAUCCCCACGACGCUGCGGCUGGUGGAGGAGAAGGACAUGAAGGUGGACGGGACGAUACCGCAGGACAAGGCCGGGCGGCAGUACCUGUUCCGGCAGCUGACGUCGUACUUCACGAUGGUGCUGCGGGAGUGGGAGGCGGCGCUCGCGCGGGAGGAGAACCGCGACACGUUCGCCGGCAAGGCGGCCGUCAACGCCAUGGUGUCGAGCCGCGACAACAUGGUGCCGCUGUUCCGCAAGUUCGAGAAGGGCGAGCUGGAGGACGACAUCCUAAAGCCCGUCGUCGAGAUCGUCCAGGCCGCCCAGGAGCGCCGGUACGUCGAUGCUAACGACGGGUAUCUGCGUCUGAGUAUCGGUAAGGCGGCGUGGCCUAUCGGUGUUACCAUGGUGGGUAUCCACGAGCGAAGCGCGCGUGAGAAAUUACACAAUGGUGAGCGGGGACACAUUAUGAGCGACGAGGUGACCCGGAAAUACUUGCAGAGCAUCAAACGGUGUCUGACGUUCGCGCAAGUACGCUGGCCUCCUGAAGACAUUAGGCAGCUAAUGGGAUAA